Messenger RNA from Meloidogyne enterolobii, 359 nucleotides. The record is from the annotation of a GenBank genome assembly. Lineage: Eukaryota; Metazoa; Nematoda; Chromadorea; Rhabditida; Meloidogynidae.
GUGUCCAGACAUAAUGGUAAGGAACAAAAUGGUGCAAUACAAAAUGGUAACGUAGUAAAACGAGACAAAUGAUAUACAGAAGUAGGGUUGGGGUUUUCGGACCGGGCCGAUCGAGUUAUUUUUGUCGGGCCUCGUCUUUGUCGGGCCAGACCGACCGAGUCUUCUUCGGACAACUUGACUCAUGUUCGGAACAACUUGACUCACAACGGUGGAAGGAACUCCCAUUUUCAGAACAACCUUCCCCGUUCUCGGAACAACUUUUCUUGUUCUCGGACCGACAUCUUCCGUAAUCGGUACAACAUCCCUCGUUGCCGUAGAAACAUUCCUAGUUGUUGGAACAACAUUACCCGUUUCGCGCU